Messenger RNA from Exophiala spinifera, 888 nucleotides. RefSeq lists its product as uncharacterized. Lineage: Eukaryota; Fungi; Ascomycota; Eurotiomycetes; Chaetothyriales; Herpotrichiellaceae. Bases 1 to 888 code for a protein of 295 amino acids. The transcript has a single exon. The record is from RefSeq and is a predicted model, not a curated record.
AUGGUCACAACAUCCGGCUUCACACACGCACCCGUGUCGCGGUUCCUGAUCCUGUGCUCCGUCGGGGCGUCGAUCCUCACGUCGAUUCUGGACAUCAAGCACCUCCUCGCGAUCAAACCCUCGCCGCACCUCUGGCCGUACCUGCAACUCUCUCGCGCGCUGACGUUCCAGCUGUCCUACACGUCGUCGACGGAACUCCUCUUCUCCACGGCGCUGCUGUACCACUUCCGCGUCCUCGAACGGGUCUGGGGAAGUCGGAAGUACGCCAGCUUCGUCGCCGUCGCGUUCGCGCUCAACGUGCUCGUCCUGCCGGGUCUGACCGUCCUCCUCAAAACCGCGAGCUUCGGCGUCUACAACUACCUUCCGGCCGGGCCGGUGGCGGUGGUCUUUGCCGCCCUGAGCGCGUGGGCGGACGAGGUCCCUCGCCUGUACCGCUACAAGAUUGUCCUCGCGGGGGGCACCGAGACCGAAGCGGAAACCACCGCGAGGUCGUCACAAGGUGCGGCCGGCGCGGGCGGAGCGGGCGGUACCAACGGCGUGGUUCUAAGCGACAAGAGCACGACGUAUGUUCUCGCGGCGCAGUUGGCGCUGAGCCAGUUCCCCUACCAGCUCCUGCCGGCCGCGGUGGGCUGGACCGUGGGGAGCGCGUGGAUGGGCGAGCUCCUGCCCGCUGGCCUCGCGCGGUGGCGGGUGCCGGCGUGGGUGGUCGGGGAGACCAGCCCUCGCAAAGAGCGCGGCCAGUAUGAAGGCCUGCGAAGACGGUUGGAAGAAGAGGGUAGCUCGGCGGACGGCAUGAGGAACGUGAGUGACAAUGCCCAUGACACGCACACUCAGGAUGAGAGGAGGGGGUUUGGGAGGCAGGUCCUGGGAUAUUUCACGGGAUCUUGA